GCCACACCUCUCCUUUGGAGGAGCUGCUGUUUCCCCUGACUUGGCAGAGAGGACGUGAGAUCAUUUCAUCCAGCAAAGGGAUAAUGAUGGCAAGCAAUUCAGAAAACACACAGGACAUUCUUAUUAUCUAUGAAGAAGAUACAGAGGAGUGGGCACUGUAUUUAAAAUCAGUACUCGUGCAUGUUGUUUCAGAAGACGGAAUCUUGCUAUGUGAUCUAGAAAUGGCAUCCAUUCAGCCCUCAGAAUUGCAACCUCUGUACUCUUACAGAUGUAAACUGUUGAUAUUAUCAAGUAGGCUUCUCAACUGCCUGAACCUAAAGAAAAGAUACUUUCUGGACAAGAUUCUUCAGCCUCCUGAAAGUGUGGUCAUUUUCCUAUGUGGGAUUGAGAAUUCAGCCAUUAUCUAUCAAAUACUGAAUAUAGACCAAAACAAUCAGUUGAUUACCACUGAUCAAGAUCCAGAAGUCUACAUUGCCGUGAUUAUUAACACUAUACAACGAGGUCCACAUGGCUCUUUGUCUAUGGGGUUAAGAAGUGAGUUGAAGCUAGCAGACAGAAGGGUGGAAACUGAAAAGGUCUCUGAGACACUGGCAAGACCAGCUGCCAUAGUGCUUCCAACAAGAAUAUCAUGUGAGAGUCCUGAGGAAAUAUUCAUUCUUUUGAGAGAUGAAGUCCCUGAUGAUUCAGUGGUUGUUGAGUUCAUUACAGAAAAUGACUGGAUCAGGACUGAGCCAGAAAUUUGGAACCAGAAGGUCAGGUGCAUGAAAGCUUUAGAGUUUCCUGCUGGCUUUGUAAAUGUAAACGUCUACUGUGAGGGAGUCAUUAAAGCAACAACACAGAUUGAAUACUACACGACAAUUGGAGAGAUUGACCGCAUGCUUCAGAAAGUUGCUAAUCCAAUAGCCUUCGCUUGUCAGGCUUGCAAGUUUUCACCAGCAGAGAAAGUGGAUAGCAUUCUCACAUUCUUGUUGAAAAGUUCAGCAAUUUCUCAUGAUCCUAGUAGUUUCCUGAAUGAAGUCACAGAUCACUACAAGAAGAAUGAUUCACACCUGGAAGAGCUCCCUACUCUUCUCCACUGUGCAGCUAAAUUCGGAUUCCGAGAGCUUGCUACUCUUCUUCUUCAAUGUCCUGAGGCUAUUCAGGCUUGCAAAGUAGCCAACAAGAAUGGAGAAAAUCCAGCACAGCUUGCAAAAAAGUAUGGACGCAAUGAGAUUUGGAAGAUUAUUCAAGAGUUGCCAAUCGAUGAAGACAAUUAUAAAAGUGAUGGUCAGGAAGAAGAAGAGGACACUGAAGAUGAUGUCUAUGUGAUUAUGACUUCAGACUCCUCCUGUAAUGUACCUUCAGUCAGGCCAAGCACAAGUGAACAGCCUGGAGCCAGUUUGAAAAUCCAGAAUGGAGGAACCGAUGAUGAGGCAGAGCAGCAAGAAGAUGCACAGGAAAGUGCGGUUGAGAACAAAACAAAGGGGGAGAGAAAUGGAUCAGAGGAAACCCCACAUCAUCACUUGGCCAGUCAUGAUAAGUGGCUGGAUGAUGUCACUGCCAAGGAGUCCUCCGAAGCAAACCUCAGAGGUGUCAGCUGUGCUGAGAGGCCGACUUUACCCCCCCGAAUUCAGCCUUCCACCACAAGACAGAAUGAGCUUUUCUACUUAUCUCCAGCAUGGGAAGCAAUGAAUAACCAGAAGGAGACCAAAGAGACAAAUGGGGACCAGAAAGAAGAUGAUGAAGCAGAAGAUCCAUACACUUCUGCUAUGGAGGACAAUGGCAUCUAUGAUAUGAUUCUUACUAAUGCGAUUAAAGAGCGAAAGAAAGAAAGUCGAUCUUUCAUUAUGAACCGUCCACCAGCCCCUGCACCUCGUCCAUCGGCAGUCCCCAUGAAAGAGGAAAAUACACCUUACAUAGCACAAGUUUUUCAGCAAAAAGUGACCAGAAAUAAGGCUGGUGAUGAGAAGUUACUGUAUGCUGUCAGAAAACCAGACAGACCUUAUGAUGACAGGAUCACAUAUAGUACUGUCAAGCCAAGCAUCCCUCUGGGGCAGGAAGAACUGAUUCUAUUGCAGGAGCAGGUGAAGAGGGGGACAAUUUCUAUGGAUGAAGCAGUGGAGAAAUUCAAGCAAUGGCAGGUUCAUAAAAAGGGAUUAGAAGCCACCCAGCAGGAAAAAAUACGCCAGUUCAGAGACUCUAUUAUCAGGAAAAGGCCGGAGGAGGAAAGCCUGUAUGACAAGAUCACUAUUAUUCACCAUCCAAAUGUUUCUAUGAAAAGAGGAAAAAAUCAUCUUAAUUCUGAAGGCGUUCUAUAUGCCCAUCCUUUUACGAAACAGGCUCUACUUUGAAACCCUCCAGAAAAAGAGUGUGUGUCUGCAGAUAACAAGCAGUGAGCAUUUUUUGUACUUCUUGUAUGUGUUUUCCUGCAUGCCACACCACCCACCAAUCAGUCCUCAUCACAUGGGAGGAUUCCAGUUUCCUCAAGCUCUGUUGGACCAUGCUGAGCCGUGAAGACUACACAAGCAAACAUCCUAGGCAACAGGGCCUCCUUUUCAAAAGCCUCCCUCAUCUUUGUUCUGGUGAACUUUGAAAACAAGUCACCAGGCCAAGGCAAACAAGCAGUGCAGUUACUGUUCAAAUAUUCUUUGAUGAUUGUUCAUAAGCUGUGAACUGUUCAGGUUGAGCUAAUUAUAAUGAUUAUAAGGUAGAUGUAUAUUGCAUAAGACUGCUUUUGACCCAGUCAUAUUCUACCAGCUUUCUCUGUGCAUCAAAGUGAUAUUACUGGCACCUGUCUAGCCAUUCAACCAUGUGACACUGCAAUAUCUUUUAAAGAAAAAUAAGAUUUAUGUGAAUAAAAAUUAGCAGUCCUGAAAAUGG
Varanus komodoensis (Komodo dragon) is the source of this 2859-nucleotide messenger RNA. RefSeq names its product B cell scaffold protein with ankyrin repeats 1 (gene BANK1). NCBI's taxonomy places the organism in Eukaryota, Metazoa, Chordata, Lepidosauria, Squamata, Varanidae. Gene Ontology annotation, molecular function: protein tyrosine kinase binding; signaling receptor binding. Gene Ontology annotation, biological process: negative regulation of phosphatidylinositol 3-kinase/protein kinase B signal transduction; negative regulation of B cell activation; B cell activation. The coding region runs from base 84 to 2330 and encodes 748 amino acids. The transcript has 17 exons. The record is from RefSeq and is a predicted model, not a curated record.